UUUUUGUUGAAGAUGCAAGCACGUCCCUUCCAUCAGAGUCCCCCUUCUCAGAUUUUGACUGAGAUUUGCAUACAUAUAAUUUACUCACAUUUUCAGAAUACAAAAUUAUCAAACUCUCUGUAUACACUCGCUUUGCACCAAACUGUAGUUGGAAGUUGGAACUGACUGCACAGCCUUUUACCCUAAAAUUGAAGUCGAAAAGUUUCUCAAAUCCAUACAAAAUAUACAUAUACAGGCUUGUUAACUUGAUUGGAUCUGUAAUUAUACGGAAUUUUGAAAAUGGUAGCGUGAAGAAUUUGUGGUGUUGGAUCAAAUUUGUUGCUGGUUUUUGGGAAGUAUUUCUUUCAGAUAUAAAUUAGCGGAGCAAGGAGCUGUAGCCGAAAGGAUGAGUGAGAACAAGCGCUUUCAGCUUGGCACCAUUGGAGCUUUGUCUCUAUCUGUUGUUUCAUCAGUAUCUAUUGUGAUAUGCAAUAAAGCGCUUAUGAGCUCUUUAGGUUUUCGUUUUGCUACAACUUUGACGAGCUGGCAUCUACUGGUCACUUUUUGCUCCCUCCAUGUGGCGCUAUGGAUGAAGCUAUUUGAACACAAACCUUUUGAUCCAAGAACUGUAGUUGGAUUUGGUAUUCUGAAUGGAAUUUCAAUUGGGUUGCUAAACCUUAGCCUUGGUUUCAAUUCUGUUGGUUUUUAUCAGAUGACGAAGCUUGCAAUCAUACCAUGCACUGUAUUUUUAGAGACAAUUUUCCUCAACAAAAAAUUCAGUCGGAGCAUUCAACUCUCUCUUUGCGUCCUUCUUUUGGGUGUUGGAAUUGCAACUGUAACUGAUUUACAGCUGAACUUCCUGGGCUCUAUCUUGUCACUCCUUGCAGUUCUUACCACUUGUGUUGCUCAAAUUAUGACCAAUACCAUCCAAAAGAAGUUCAAGGUUUCUUCAACACAACUGUUGUAUCAAUCUUGUCCUUAUCAAGCCAUGACUUUGUUCGUCUCCGGUCCGUUUCUGGAUAAGUUUUUGACUCAGCAAAAUGUAUUUGCCUUCAGAUAUACGCCACAAGUGCUGACUUUCAUUGCUAUGUCCUGCUUGAUCUCAGUCUCUGUUAACUUUAGCACAUUCCUUGUGAUUGGAAAGACAUCCCCUGUCACCUACCAAGUCCUUGGCCAUCUUAAAACCUGUCUAGUAUUAGCUUUUGGAUAUAUCUUACUUCAUGACCCAUUCAACUGGAGGAACAUUCUUGGGAUCUUUGUUGCUAUGAUGGGAAUGGUUCUUUAUUCAUAUUAUUGCACUCGUGAAGGUCAGAAAAAAGCUUCAGAAGCAUCAGUACAACUUCAGACCAAAGAAGAUGAAUCUGAUCCUCUAAUAGGCAUGGAGACGGGAGCUGGUGCAACAAAUGAUGUAGCUCUCCCAAUAUCCCCAAUUGGGAAAGCUGAUAACGAUUUGCGUGCUCGAGACUACAACCGUUGAGAAUGGUAUAUUUAGCAUUCCAAGAUGCAUCAAUUGAAUUAUGAUGAAAUUGACAGUUCACCAUGGGAAUAGUGCAAUUGCAACAAUACUUCCCCUACUUCAAAAUCAUAUGAGUAACAAAGAACGCCUUCAUUUCCACUUUGAUUGCUGUUUGAUGUCUAGAUUUGAAAUGUUACCGCUGCUCCGUAGUAAGCAAUGCAUGUACUUCCCUGAUUUAUUGUAUAAUUAGAAUAUUUGAGGCAUAGUAAAAAUGAUUCGAUCAGAAAUUAUUUGAGUUCUAGCUGAAUAAUGUUAUCUCUGAACAGUAUAUAUAUAUUAUUCUAAGCAGCUUUUCUCCAAUAUGCAUACAUUAA
This is a messenger RNA of Solanum tuberosum (potato), 1809 nucleotides long. RefSeq lists its product as uncharacterized. Lineage: Eukaryota; Viridiplantae; Streptophyta; Magnoliopsida; Solanales; Solanaceae. The transcript has 8 exons. Bases 386 to 1456 code for a protein of 356 amino acids. The record is from RefSeq and is a predicted model, not a curated record.